AUGGCUUCGGUCGCAGGGAGAAGGGGCGGCAAUGCCUCGAGCGCGGUCGAGAUUGCCAUUCUGCCCACCCUCAAGAGCUGUCUGGUCAACCUUCCGUCGAACGUGGCGUAUGCAUUGAUCAAUCAAAACACCGUCGCCCAGAAUGUUGUGGUGGAGAUUCAAUACCGACCGCCCCCUCCCGCCGGGUCAGAUCCAAAGGCGAGGCCACCGGCGCCGCAAUCUGUCUUCGUGGGAUGGACGGGCAUGCAGUCGCUGAACAAACUGGCACCUGCAGUAGGUCGAGAUGGCAUAAGAAGCGGGUCGCAAGAGAAGGAGGUGCCGACUGUGGAGAUUGAUGCUACAUUUGCUCGGAGGCUGGGCAUUGGCGAAGGGACGAAGGCUAGUGUGACACUGCAUUUAGAGCCUCCUCAAGCACAUACAGUCAAUAUUGAGCCUCUCACGGCGACUGACUGGGAAAUAAUUGAGCUUCAUUCGUCCUUCCUGGAAAUGAACUUUCUCUCCCAAGUCCGCGCCUUGCCAAACCCAGCUGCAGGGCACACGCAUCCACUUACACUACAUCUCACGCCUACAUCUACUGCUAACGUCACAGUCACCUCGUUGGUGCCAGCACCAGCAGCCGGACAAGCGUUCGUCAAGAUCUCCCCCGAUGCGGAAGUCAUUGUUGCGCCGAAGACCAGGCAAUCGAACAGGCCAAGCAGCUCAAGAGACAACAGAAGCAUCGGAAGCACAGGCCGGAGAAGUGCGGGCGGAAGGAGCACCGCAAGCCAAGCAAGACAUAAAGGCGAGCGUGAAAACGAGAAGUCAAGGCCUCCUAUCUUCCUUCGUGGCGUCACCCGAGCGCUUCAAAAUGAGUGGUUUGAGGACGGCGGGGAUGACUUGAAAGACGAAGGCCUGCGUGUCUGGCUGGACCGCGAGCAUCUGCUAUCUAAGACGCUUAGAGGUGUGACAUGGGUUGCUGUCACUGUCAUCAAACCAGCUGGACUCCAGGAACCGGUCGAUCCCCAGGCCCAGCCGACGCCAGACCAGCAGCCUGCUCAAAAGGUCAUAGCGAAGGCAGUCGCUUGGGAAGAUGCUCCAGACAGUCGACAUGCGGCGCUAUCGUCAUUGCUUUGCUCUGUGCUUGGCUGCGAGGGCAUCGUAGGUGGUAUCGUACGCAUCGACCCGGCCCCACCACCUUUGCCUCGAACAGCCUCUGCUUUGAAGGAUCCAUCUCAACAGGCGAGCAAAGAAAACAUCGUCAAGCGGCUUCGCAUCACCCCAUUUGCUCCGACACAAGCAGAGAAGAAAGCCAUUGGCUUCAAGUUUGGUGGAGAGUCGAAGACCGAGAAGGAGGAGGCCGUGCAACGCAUCAAGUCUAUCCUUGGCAAAAGUAUCCUCGAGGGGCCUAUCACAGAUGGAAUGCUGCUACCGGCGCGAGAAGGGUGGCCAGGAGGCAUUCUUGACUUUGAUCCUGCACCGCCUGGCGACCCGGCGAAAACCAGAACGCACUGGCUCAUAGGUGGCGAGAGAAAGCUCGAAAUUGCCGUUCAAGCCGAGACAGCAAGGCAGAAAAGUCCGCAAUGGCCACCUGGUGAACCAUUGCCGGACGAGAUCCCUACGAUGGUGGGUAUCGACACAACCAUCGAACAAACACGGAAAAGUCUACUGCAUACUUCCUCAGUCCUGUUGACUGGUGGUCUUGGCUCUGGAAAGACGUCUCUAGCCCAUCUUCUCGCUCAUCAAUUGCGUAACGAGUACCUUUCCAACAUCAUUUACUUUCCGUGUCGAACGAUGGUCACUGAUGAAACGAGAGUCAAAACCAUCAAGGACACGCUUCAGCGCAUCUUUGCCUCGGCAGCUUGGGGUGCCAGGAUAGGAGGACGAUCGGUCGUCAUACUUGACGAUAUCGACAAGCUGUGUCCAGUUGAAACAGAGCUGCAAGUCGACGCAAAUGGCAGAAGCAGGCAAGUCAGCGAACUGCUCUGCUCUACUGUGAGGCAGUGGUGUACUCGAGACUCAGGAGUGGUCAUGCUUGCAACUGCUCAAGGCAAGGAAGCGGUACACAAUGUAGUCAUCGGCGGCCACGUGGUGCGAGAUAUUAUUGCCCUCAAGGCACCGAGUAAAGAUGGGAGACGAAAAGUGCUCGAACUCCUAGUCAACCAAGCGAAAAAGGCCAGCAGUAACGAUGGUGCAGAAACCAUACUCCGAGAUGGCGGUGCUGCACACGAAUGGAUGGAAAGUUCAGACGGCGAACCUAGCAGACCAACUUCGGCCAAUGGUCCAGAUGGGGUUGAAGAUGGUUUCGAUGCAGACCUAGAUCUACUUGACGUCGCAGGCCAGACUGAUGGCUACAUGCCUGGCGAUUUGGCUCUUCUCGUAUCGCGAGCUCGCAGUGAAGCCCUCAUUCGCGCAGUCUCGGACGAAUCCUUAUCCGACGAUGUCAAUCUAACUGGCAUCGAUUUCACGGCAGCCUUGAAGGGCUUUAAACCGGCAUCUUUACGCGGCGUGACCCUGCAUUCUUCUACAACCACAUUCGCCAGCAUAGGUGGCUUGACUGAAACGCGGCAGACUCUUCUGGAGACACUACAAUACCCCACCACAUAUGCUCCCCUCUUCGCCAAAUGUCCACUUCGUCUACGAUCAGGUCUCCUCCUCUACGGCUACCCGGGUUGCGGCAAGACUCUCCUCGCCUCUGCCGUUGCAGGCGAAUGCGGUCUCAACUUCAUCUCAGUCAAAGGUCCUGAAAUCCUCAACAAAUACAUCGGUGCCUCAGAGAAGUCAGUCCGAGACCUCUUCGAACGAGCUGAAGCAGCGAAGCCAUGCGUCCUCUUCUUCGACGAAUUCGACGCCAUAGCACCCAAACGUGGCCAUGACAGCACAGGCGUCACGGAUCGCGUCGUCAAUAUGCUUCUCACAAUGAUGGAUGGCGCCGAAGGUCUAUCCGGCGUCUACGUCCUCGCAGCAACCUCUCGACCCGACCUCAUCGAUCCCGCGCUCUUGCGUCCAGGCCGUCUCGACAAAUCUCUGAUCUGCGACAUGCCAAACGAAACCGACCGUCUCGACAUUCUCCACGCAAUUUCCAAAAAACUCCAUUUAAGUCCCGACCUCCUCGACAACACGAAUCCCUCCCAAACGUCCCUCCACGAAGUCGCACGCCGUACAGAAGGCUACUCCGGCGCCGACCUUCAAGCAGUCAUGUACAACGCUCAUCUCGACGCGAUCCACGAAAUUCUAGGCGAUGGAACAUCUCAAGACCUCACCGGCCCCAACACAAAAAAGCAACAAAGAACAACAACAACAACAGCAGCAACAACCAAGCAUCAAGAUUUCACCUGGUUCCAAAUGGGCCAAUUCAACCCCCAAAAUCCCCUCGAAUUCCCUCCUCAACAAGCCGCCGAACGCGCCAAAAUCGCCACAAAACUCCUCGCUCUCCAACAAGCCCGGAAAAAAGCCAAAGCGGACCGUCAAGCUUCUCGACUUCCUCCAUCUCAAGUUCGACCCGGUUCUGCAAUGUCUAACCUCUCAGCAUCGGCACCGCAAACCAAUGGUGAGACUUCUUCAACUUCCGAACCAAUAAUUCAAUGGCACCAUCUCCAAAAAUCUUUGCAGGAAACAAGAGCUUCGAUUUCGAAACAGGAACAGGCGAGAUUAGCGAAAAUUUAUAGAGAGUUUGUUGUGGGCAGGAAUGGGGAUAUGACGGAUGGACAGGGAAGUACGGAGAUUGGGGGGAGGACGAGUUUGAUGUAG
Pseudocercospora fijiensis CIRAD86 is the source of this 3726-nucleotide messenger RNA. RefSeq lists its product as uncharacterized. The coding region runs from base 1 to 3726 and encodes 1241 amino acids. Gene Ontology annotation, biological process: protein import into peroxisome matrix. Lineage: Eukaryota; Fungi; Ascomycota; Dothideomycetes; Mycosphaerellales; Mycosphaerellaceae. Gene Ontology annotation, molecular function: ATP binding; ATP hydrolysis activity. The record is from RefSeq and is a predicted model, not a curated record. Gene Ontology annotation, cellular component: peroxisomal membrane; cytosol; peroxisome. The transcript has 3 exons.